This is a messenger RNA of Nezara viridula (southern green stink bug), 360 nucleotides long. The record is from the annotation of a GenBank genome assembly. Lineage: Eukaryota; Metazoa; Arthropoda; Insecta; Hemiptera; Pentatomidae.
AUGUCGACACCUAGUUCCUCGAGGAAGCUCCUGGUUCUUUUCGGAAUUGUUCCGCGAGACCCAAACCAGAGGCCUCUCACGGUGAACUCUCUCUCUCUCUCUCUCAAAAGGUCUCACGGAAUUUCUCUUUUUGGAAAGGGAUACAUUUAUCGUACGGUAUAUGAACUGGAGUUGCCCCAUGACGGAGCUGAGCCUGUGACCCAGUUGAAGGAGCGAAUCGAUAUGGAACAACAGGUAGACCACUAUCAACUAGUGUCACCUUGGCGUUACAUCAAAGGAAAUUAUUCACGACCAAAUUGCGACUCAGUCACCAUUUUUAUUCAUCCGGUUCGUCUUUACCUUUUCAUAAAUAUUCAUUAA